Columba livia (rock pigeon) is the source of this 3022-nucleotide messenger RNA. RefSeq names its product glycerophosphodiester phosphodiesterase domain containing 4 (gene GDPD4). Gene Ontology annotation, cellular component: membrane. Lineage: Eukaryota; Metazoa; Chordata; Aves; Columbiformes; Columbidae. The coding region runs from base 287 to 2029 and encodes 580 amino acids. The transcript has 16 exons. The record is from RefSeq and is a predicted model, not a curated record. Gene Ontology annotation, biological process: lipid metabolic process. Gene Ontology annotation, molecular function: glycerophosphodiester phosphodiesterase activity.
GAUGUCCCCCAGAGCCAUGCAGUGAGCAGCUGCCUGCGUCCCAUGACGAGGUUUUAAUUUUUCCAGCCUUGGGGACUGAAUUUAUUAAGCACUUGUGUGGCCCCUCCUACCGUGGGAGGGACAGCUCCAGCAGCCUUUCUAAUGCUGGGUGUCACACAGCGGUGUCACCAUUCAGGUCCCGGAGUGUCACAAGCAAAGGACACAGCAACCCAGGUGCGGCAGGAAGCAAAAGAUAACCCCUCCAUGUGCGUCCCGGAGAGGAGGAAGAUGAGAUAAAGCCACUCCAAUGGAGUCCAGCUCCACUAGCCUCAAGAGGCUCAAGUUCGGGAAGCUGAAGGUGGUACGUCGGCGCUUGCUCCAGAGGUACGAGCAUCAGCCCUUCAUCUCCUGCCUGGCUGGGUUCUACAGCUGCCGGUGGAAGCGGUACCAGCGCAGAAGGACCGAGCCUGGGAAAUGCUGCUGCAAGACGCGGGAAUGCAUCUUUUUCCCACUGCUUGUUGGAGCUUUCUGCUUUUCUCUGAUCUUUCUAUACAUGUGGAGUGAAGCAAAAAAUGACUACAAUAACUUUGACUGGUAUAACUAUGGGAACCUGGGCUUCUGGUUUCUCUGGUCUCUUGUUCUCCUGAUUGUGGCCGCGAUCUUGUUCACGUACAUCACGCUGUUAUUGGUCCUAGCCAUGUGUUUGCUUGCAGAGGGUCAGCAGCUGUACCUACACUGGAGCCACAAGAUUGGGACUUUUCUUGUCCUGGGCUUCUCUAUCACAGCCCUCUUCAUAUUAUCAGUGCUCUGGGGAGAUCAAUGGAAAACUGUCCGUCUGUCAUUUCAGAUCACAGCUCCCUAUCUCCACAUAGGGGCAAUAACCAUCAUGGUCCUCCUGUCCUGGCCUGUGGCUCUUCAUGCCAUCAGAGCACAUAAGAAAGUUGUUCAGGUGAUAAUUGUUGGUCCAUACCUGGCUAUCCUUCUCUUUCUUUUCUUGAUACCUCUGGGGAUGUACUCUCCUUGCAUCAGAGAGAUGGGGACACUUGGACCAAAGCCAGCCCUCAUUGGACACCGUGGAGCACCAAUGCUGGCACCAGAGAACACUGAGAUGUCAUUUCAGAAAACAGUUGAACAUGGUGCGGAUGGUCUCGAAACAGAUGUCACCAUUAGCUACGAUGGGGUUCCUUUCCUCAUGCAUGACAGCACCUUGAGGAGGACAACCAACAUCAAGGAGGUCUACCCCAAUGACACUGCUCAAAAUGCUGCGUUAUUCUCUUGGGAUACCCUGCAGGAGUUGAAUGCUGGAACGUGGUUCCUUAAGGACAAACCAUUUUCAUGCAUGGGCUCACUGUCAAGGGCAGAUCAAAACCAGGCAAUGAAUCAGUCCAUUUACAAGCUAAGUAAUUUCUUGCGCCUUGCAGACAGUCAGAAUAAAGUUGUGAUAUUUGAUCUCUACCGCCCUCCAGAGAAACAUCCUUAUAGGAACUCAUGGAUCAACAGAACCCUGGAUGUCAUCCUCAAUGAGUCGGGGAUUAGACCCCAUCUGGUCCUAUGGCUGGAGGAUGACAUGAGGUCCUUUGUUCAGUCUGUUGCUCCUGGGUUUCAGCAGACAAUAGGCCGUAAAGUCCCAGUUGAAGACCUCUUGAUGGACAACAUUGUCAAACUCAAUCUGCCCUACACUGAAAUGUCCAGUGAAGAUAUCAGGAAAUAUGCUGAGAGAAACAUCACCACCAACUUCUAUGUGAUCAGUGAGCCAUGGCUUUUCUCCCUGGCAUGGUGCUCUGGGGCACACUCUGUGACAACCAAUGCCGUCCACACGCUGAAGAAUCUCAGCCAGCCACUCUUCCUCAUGACUCCGCAGCAAUACAACAUCAUGUGGAUCCUGACAGACCUGACCUCUGUGCUCCUCAUCUCACUCAUCUUUGCUCUGCACUGGUGGCGAGAGAGAAGUUUCUCCUGCUGUGCCCAUGAUGACGACCCAAUGCUGGAGAGUGGCACUUACAACAAAUUCAGGACAGAGCUCAGCGACAUGCCUGCCACCAUGGCCUGACAUGGACGGGGAGGGGAUUUGGACCUGCCAUCUCGAUGAGGACUGGAGGGCAGAUCCUUCCAUGCUGCUCUUUCCUGCAAUGCAAACAUCAGCCUACCACGGGGUCCAUCUGGGGGACUCAGAUCCUCUUGUUAAGGAGAAGCAAUUUACCUCCAUGACCCCCUUGGAGAUGAGCACUGAGCUUCCUCUCCUACAGCUUUUCUCAUAGUCCCAUGCCUGGCAGAGAUCCCUGGGUUGUUGGGGAGCACAGAUGGAUUUGCAGCCAUGAAGAAGCUGUGCACCAUGGUGAGAUGCAGCAACAAUGUGGGAGCCACCGUUUUCCUCUGAGACCAUUGGCAUCCCACAGGGCACUCAUCCUGCCAUCCCUCCAGUGUCUGUAAGCCCUAUGUUUCCACAGCUGUGUUUAGCACAGGCUGCAAACACCUGAGCAUCCCCUGAUCCUCCUUGUUCAUGGCUGCCCAUGUUUCUUCUUCAGACCAGCCUCUUCUCCACACACUCCCUCGCUCCCUCCUCACAGGUCUCCUCCAGCCCCAAGACCACACCACCCCCACCAUGAUGGCAUCCUUGCCCUGCCAUAAACCCUGACAGAACAGUCUGUUCCCCUUGGCUGUGGGCGAGAGCAUCUCCUUCCAGGGGUGCUGAAGGACUCUUUGGUGCCUUGGCCAUCUAACUAACUGCUGGGACUAUGACCAGGAACACAACACUUUUCUUCAGAAGAAUUGAGCUGCAUAUGAGUUGGUCCCACGAAGUAUCCUGUUCACUCUUCCCUUGGGAAGGUUUCUAUACACUCUCUGCACCUGGAGAUCUAUUCUGAUUUUCAUUUCUCCCAGUGGCCGCUGGCACAUAGAAGGAAGGGGGUUCCAUGCCCUGUUCUGCAAGGGAGAUGUGAGCAUCUCCCAGGUUUAAGCCAUAAAUUUCUACUUGAACAGAUAGUAAGAACACAUGUUUUUUGUAAAUUGCAAGUGCUGUUUUAAAUACAUUUUAGUUCUCCUA